AUGAGUAGGGAAGAUUAUAUGAUUUCUGAAUUGAUAGAUGUAACAAAUCUGUACGAAUGUCUUUUGCUUUCCGCUUUUACGAUAAUAGGACUAUGGCUUAUUUGGGUAAUUUGGAGUGAUUAUCAAUCCACCAGAAGAAUUUAUAUCAAGAGGGAAUAAGAAAAAAGAGAUAUGUUGGCAAUUAAGAGACUUCUGCUAAUAAAUAUAUGUGCGCAAACAUUUUCUUAUUUUAUUGAAUGUGUAGGUUAUGCUUUCAUUAAAGAUUGCCAAAAUAACAACUACUAUAUUAUUUCUAUAAUUUAUUUUAUCUGCAAUGUGACAUAUGUGACAUCAUUAUAGAUUUGUUGUUGGAAAUCAACAUUAAUAUGGGGUGAACUAAUAUUACUAAAAUUAAGCAUUUAGAGUUCUAUUUUUGAUUUUGUAAAGAAAUAUUCCAUAAUUGAAAUAUUAAUUGUUAUUAUGAAUCUAUGCAUCGGUCUAUUUUAUUUCUUAUAAGUAAAAAGUAUAGUAAAUCUUAUAGUGUCCAUUAUUUCAACAUUAAUGCUGGUAUUAUUUCUGAUGGUUUCAUUUUUCUUUUAGAAAUACAUCAUUUUAAUUCAAAAUGAAAUUCCGAAUUUAACUAAACGCAGAAUUUUUAUUAGCAUCAUCCUAUUGUCAAGCGCGUUAGGUCUGAGAAUCUGUUGGAACCUCUUCCUAAUGAUUCAAUAAGACAACUUAAUAAUAGUGUUGAAAUAUGGAUCCAAAGGUUCGUUUUCAUGUUCAACAGAAGGCUCAUUAAGUUGGUUUUUCUAUGAGCUACUAUAUUUUCCUAUCGCAAAUCUGAUCCCAGUGUUUUUAUUUAAUCGAAUUUACUCUCAGCAUAGAAUAACUCCAUAAAGUCAAAUAAAUAGAUUGAUUGAUGAAGAAUGA
This is a messenger RNA of Paramecium tetraurelia, 909 nucleotides long. RefSeq lists its product as uncharacterized. The record is from RefSeq and is a predicted model, not a curated record. Lineage: Eukaryota; Ciliophora; Oligohymenophorea; Peniculida; Parameciidae. The transcript is spliced from 4 exons.